AUGGGAGGCUUUCGAGACCUUUGGCUGCGGUGGAAGAUGCUCCGCUUGCCGUGGAGGAAGAGGUUCUUAGUCGGACAAGACCUCUACGGCAACACUUUCUGGGAGUUUAAAGAUGCCCUCAACCACAACCGAUGGCGUCGUAUGGUGAAAGGUCGCCGACGAGCCACUCUCUCCUCCCUUUCAGAUGUCCAGAUCUCCCCUCAAUGGCAUCAAUGGCUUCGCCAAACCCGCCACGAUCCUCCGACUCUACAGGAGCAAGCCGCCGAUGUGCAGAGACAGGCCCAACUGAAGAUUAAUGCCAGGAUGGCCGACGAAAGAUGGGCUGCAAAGGCAAGGUACAUUGAGAAACCAAAGCCAUCAGUCAUCACUCCGCUGUUGUCUGGUGACCCUCAACAAGAUCGAGCUCGAGCAGAACAUAGCCCCGGCCAGCCGCGACAAUCAGAAAAGAUGAGCAACAGUGUCGAGAGCAACAAGGACCAGCAGAUGAAAUCAGGGGUCACAGGCUCAAAUCCCGGCGCAAACUGGGCUCCGGACACAUGGGUUCCCUCACCAAAACGAUGA
This is a messenger RNA of Fonsecaea multimorphosa CBS 102226, 561 nucleotides long. RefSeq lists its product as uncharacterized. Lineage: Eukaryota; Fungi; Ascomycota; Eurotiomycetes; Chaetothyriales; Herpotrichiellaceae. Bases 1 to 561 code for a protein of 186 amino acids. The record is from RefSeq and is a predicted model, not a curated record. Gene Ontology annotation, cellular component: membrane. Gene Ontology annotation, biological process: mitochondrial respiratory chain complex I assembly. The transcript is spliced from 2 exons.